This is a messenger RNA of Medioppia subpectinata, 519 nucleotides long. The record is from the annotation of a GenBank genome assembly. NCBI's taxonomy places the organism in Eukaryota, Metazoa, Arthropoda, Arachnida, Sarcoptiformes, Oppiidae.
AUGGUCAAGAGCUUUGUUUAUAUCAAAUACAUAGAGAUUACCCACACAUCAGAUGUGGAGACCGUAUGCACUCUGGGUGUUGGCACGGCUUUCGGGGAAUCAGUGUUGGGCGACGGCAGUCACUCGCACUCGAUCAUCACUCAAGAGCCGUGUACUCUACUCCGUGUCAAACGGCUGGACUUCCAGGACCUCUGGAACCAUAAGUCACAUCUCAUGCAAGAGAUUGUGGCCAACUGUUACGAUAACAAAUCCGGUGCCACCAAACGGGUGUCCGACCCGUCCAUCUCAUCCCUUCACUUGGACUCCAUCGACGAGAAUAACCACAUUAACGACGAGUCGGUCGAUAAUUAUACCAAUUUGUCGCUUAUAAAUACCGAGAUUCCCGAGAAUAGAAUGGAGUGUUGGGCUACGGAUGGUAGCGAUGGUGAAGGCAUGCAAUCCAUGAAAUCAAAGUCAUCGGUGCGGCAAUUGCUGACAAUUAACCGCUUUGUGAGCACUGGGUCUCAGACUCACCGAUAG